This is a messenger RNA of Mya arenaria, 675 nucleotides long. Its product is annotated as S-antigen protein-like. The record is from RefSeq and is a predicted model, not a curated record. The transcript has 4 exons. NCBI's taxonomy places the organism in Eukaryota, Metazoa, Mollusca, Bivalvia, Myida, Myidae. Bases 1 to 675 code for a protein of 224 amino acids.
AUGACAGCCCGAGAUGGUUGCGAUAACUAUGAAAAGCUCCAAGCCCCAGUGUCAAAAGGAAAAGCUGCCAGCGGAGGGAAGGGGAAAGGAAAGGCGAACGCCCCUGCUGCCUCGGCCAGGCGAAGAAAGAAAAUCGAUGAUGAAGAGUUUGAGGAGGAGCAAGUUCUUUUGAAAAGAGAACAGGACACAAUGAGGAGAAUAAACGGCGCUGAUGGACCAGAUUUCUCUGAAGGCCACAACGACGAUGAUGGACCAGGUUUCUCUGAAGGCUACAGCGGCGAUGAUGGACCAGGUUUCUCUGAAGGCCGCAACGGCGAUGAUGGACCAGGUUUCUCUGAAGGCCACAACGCCGAUGAUGGACCAGGUUUCUCUGAAGGCCACAACGGCGAUGAUGGACCAGGUUUCUCUGAAGGCCACAACGGCGAUGAUGGACCAGGGUUCUCUGAAGGCCACAACGACGAUGAUGGACCAGGUUUCUCUGAAGGCCACAACGGCGAUGAUGGACCAGAUUUCUCUGAAGGCCACAACGGCGAUGAUGGACCAGGUUUCUCUGAAGGCCACAACGGCGGUGAUAGACCAGGUUUCUCUGAAGGCCACAACGACGAUAAUGGACCAGGUUUCUCUGAAGGCCAUAACGGCGAGGAUGGACCAGAAUUGCUGAAUGUCGAUGACUAA